Messenger RNA from Papilio polytes (common Mormon), 2022 nucleotides. Its product is annotated as kinesin-like protein KIF12. NCBI's taxonomy places the organism in Eukaryota, Metazoa, Arthropoda, Insecta, Lepidoptera, Papilionidae. Gene Ontology annotation, biological process: microtubule-based movement. The record is from RefSeq and is a predicted model, not a curated record. The coding region runs from base 52 to 1908 and encodes 618 amino acids. The transcript has 13 exons. Gene Ontology annotation, molecular function: microtubule motor activity; ATP binding; microtubule binding.
AAAAUGUGAAAUAAAAGCGGGAAAAGAUAAAAAUGUUCCAUAGAUUAAAUAAUGUCGUUAAAAGAUCUACAAAUGUUCCAACCUCUGAACCGUGAGAAGGUAUACAAGCGGCUGGUGACGCCACUCAGAGCGCCGCCAUCUGCGUUGUCCAGGCACAUUUCUAAAUCGGCUGAAACUUUGGUGGCUACGACACGAUGUGGCAAAGAGAUCAAGAGUCGAAAGGCUCGGAGCACGGAGCAGCCAGGGUCAGGGGGUCUGCCGCCGCUGGUGCACAACUGGCCCGAUGACGUCAGCCUGAGGAGCAGGUCUAGAAAUGGAAGCGGCAGCAGCCGGGCCGGCAGCGUUGACCGCAGCACACGCGGCUCCACCACCACGCUCAACUCCGACGAAGACAAUAUUAAUGUUGUCGUUAGGGUGAGACCAAUAAACGACCAAGAGCGUAAUCGCGGCGAACGUGAAGUGCUCGAGUUCCCAGGAAAAGGACAAGUGAUCUGUCCCGGCUUCGCGCCCGGCCAGAAACAUAAAAUCUUCUCCUAUAACGUGGUAUUUGAACCCGCAGCUUCUCAGGAAGAUGUUCUGGAAUAUUCUGGCGUGAAGAGGUUACUAGAAAUGGCUGUGGAAGGAUUCUCCUGCACGGCUUUUUGCUACGGACAGACGGGAAGUGGAAAAACGCAUACACUUACUGGACCCCCUGGACUGGUAGAGAGGGGAGCCAGUCCAUUCUCUCAAGAGCACGGGCUAGUCGUACGAUCUUUUGUAUACCUCUUCCAAUUAAUACGAGACCGACCUGAUUGUCACUUCGUAUUGAAGGCUUCCUUUUUAGAGAUAUACAAUGAAAAGGUUAUAGACCUACUAAACCCUGGCACAGCUAAGAAACCACUACAAGUACGUUGGUCGAAGGAAAGUCGUAGCUUUUAUGUCGAAAAUCUUUUCACCGUUGACUGCGAGGAGUUGGAUGACCUAUUCGCUGUUCUGGAAGAAGGUACCCGCAACCGCGCGGUGGGCUCGCAUUCGAUGAACGCGCAUUCGUCCCGCUCGCACACGUUGCUGAGCGUGCGCGUGCGGCGCGACGUGCGCAGCGAGCGUGACGUCACGUGCUCCACGCACGGCAAGAUCAACUUCGUGGACCUCGCCGGCAGCGAGAUGACCAAGCGCACGCACUCCACCGGCAAAACACUGGAAGAAGCUAAUAAUAUUAACAGAAGUCUCAUGGUAUUAGGAUAUUGUAUAGCACAAUUAAGUGAUGGCAAAAAGAGAGGUCACAUACCAUACCGGGACAGCAAACUCACCAAACUGCUGGCAGACAGCUUGGCGGGGAAUGGGGUCACGUUAAUGAUAGCGUGCAUUGCGCCGACGCAGGCCAACCUCAGCGAGUCCAUCAACACACUGCGCUACGCCGCCAGAGCUAAGAAGAUCAAAUCUAAACCUAUCGUCAAAAUUGACGCAAGAGAUGCUUUAAUUCUAAGUCUGAAAAGAGAAGUGGAGCUGCUGCAAGCUGAGAACCAACAUCUUCGGACAGCGCUACACGUCCACAUCGACUAUAGCAUCGACCCCUUAGGUGAGAGAGAUUUGUCUCCGCGGAUGGAGAGCAACCAGCUGCAGCAGCUGGGCGCGGCGGAGCUGGUGCGGCUGGUGCAGCUGCACAUGGCGGAGAGCGCCGCGCUGCGCCGAGAGAACCGCGACCUGUUCGCCGCACGAGACCUGCUGCUCAGAGACCACGAACUCGUCACCAGGGAGAAUGAGCGCCUGCUCAAGAAACUAGAGGAUGUCAACUCCGUUUGUAUUCGUUCUCCCAUCAUACCAGCACGACCUACAUACUCUGAAGCCAGUACUAAGGAACCUGAUGUUUGGACUAACACCUCUGUUUCAUCAGCAAAUAGUACUAAUAGAGAAAAUUUUAAAACUUAACAAUCAUGAUCGAUUUAAACUGACUUUAUUUUAAUUUAUUUAUAUGUCUGAUUUGGUCGGAUUGAACUGUAAACCAAAGAUCCAUUUAUGAUUGCACUAGCUUUCGCCCGCGAC